Molecule: messenger RNA, 3802 nt
Organism: Apodemus sylvaticus (European woodmouse)
Lineage: Eukaryota; Metazoa; Chordata; Mammalia; Rodentia; Muridae
Gene: Hk1
Product: hexokinase 1
Exons: 18
Coding region: 258-2972 (904 amino acids)
Biological process (GO): intracellular glucose homeostasis; glycolytic process; glucose 6-phosphate metabolic process
Cellular component (GO): mitochondrion; cytosol
Molecular function (GO): mannokinase activity; D-glucose binding; fructokinase activity
Source: RefSeq, a predicted model, not a curated record
CCGCGCCCAGCUGAGGAGCCACAUCGUGGCACCAGCCUGAGGACUUGGGGACACACAGAGGGCAGAGGACAAGGCACCUGCACCUCAGGCAUUAGCCGUCCAGCAGAGCUGUGGACCAUGCCUGUGUCCCUGCGGCGUCGGGAAAGACACACGCCAUGAGGUGUGCACUGGGGCCAGCUGACCUCCGUAUAGAGGACACGUAAGGCUAGGGGGAUGCUGAAGAGAGGCACAGACAGCGGCGUGAGGCCGGGCGGAUCAUGGCAUGUCCUGUGCAGAAGAUUGAUAAGUAUCUGUAUGCCAUGCGGCUCUCUGACGAAAUUCUGAUAGAUAUCCUGACCCGCUUCAAGAAGGAGAUGAAGAAUGGCCUCUCCCGGGAUUAUAAUCCAACGGCCUCGGUCAAGAUGCUGCCGACCUUCGUCCGCUCCAUUCCGGACGGCUCGGAAAAGGGGGACUUCAUUGCCCUGGAUCUCGGCGGGUCUUCCUUUCGAAUCCUGCGGGUGCAAGUGAACCACGAGAAGAGCCAGAAUGUCAGCAUGGAGUCUGAGAUCUACGACACCCCAGAGAACAUCGUCCAUGGCAGCGGAAGCCAGCUUUUCGAUCACGUCGCUGAGUGCCUGGGAGACUUCAUGGAGAAAAAGAAGAUCAAGGACAAGAAACUACCCGUGGGAUUCACGUUCUCCUUCCCUUGCCGACAGUCCAAAAUAGACGAGGCUGUUCUGAUCACGUGGACGAAGCGGUUCAAAGCCAGUGGCGUGGAAGGGACGGAUGUGGUCAAGCUUCUGAAUAAAGCCAUUAAGAAGCGAGGGGACUAUGACGCUAACAUCGUAGCUGUGGUGAAUGACACAGUGGGGACCAUGAUGACCUGCGGCUACGACGACCAGCAGUGUGAAGUCGGCCUGAUCAUCGGCACUGGCACCAAUGCCUGCUACAUGGAGGAACUGCGACACAUCGACCUGGUGGAAGGCGACGAGGGGAGGAUGUGCAUUAACACGGAGUGGGGAGCCUUUGGGGACGAUGGGUCCCUGGAAGACAUCCGAACCGAGUUUGACAGAGAGUUAGACCGGGGAUCCCUCAACCCUGGGAAGCAGCUGUUCGAGAAGAUGGUGAGCGGCAUGUACAUGGGGGAGCUUGUCCGGCUAAUCCUGGUGAAGAUGGCCAAGGAGGGCCUCUUAUUUGAAGGGCGCAUUACUCCAGAGUUGCUCACGAGGGGCAAGUUCAACACUAGUGACGUGUGCGCCAUUGAAAAGGAUAAGGAAGGCGUUCAAAAUGCCAAGGAAAUCUUGACCCGCUUGGGAGUGGAGCCGUCGGAUGUUGACUGUGUGUCGGUCCAGCACGUAUGCACGAUUGUCUCCUUCCGAUCUGCCAACCUGGUAGCUGCCACGCUCGGUGCCAUCCUGAACCGCCUGCGGGACAACAAGGGCACACCCCGGCUGCGGACCACGGUUGGCGUGGACGGUUCCCUCUACAAGAUGCACCCACAGUAUUCCCGGCGGUUCCACAAGACGCUGAGGCGCCUGGUGCCCGACUCCGACGUGCGGUUCCUCCUCUCAGAGAGUGGCAGCGGCAAGGGAGCCGCCAUGGUGACCGCCGUGGCCUACCGCCUGGCCGAGCAGCACCGGCAGAUCGAGCAAACCCUGGCCCGCUUCCGCCUCACCAAGCAGGCGCUGAUGGAGGUGAAGAAGAAGCUGCGGGCCGAGAUGGAAAUGGGGCUGAGAAAGGAGACCCACCCCAGAGCCACCGUCAAAAUGCUGCCUUCCUAUGUCCGGAGCACCCCGGAUGGGACUGAGCACGGUGACUUCCUGGCCUUGGAUCUGGGAGGGACGAAUUUCCGUGUCCUGCUGGUAAAGAUCCGUAGCGGGAAGAAGAGAACGGUGGAGAUGCACAACAAGAUCUACUCCAUUCCCAUGGAGAUCAUGCAGGGCACCGGGGACGAGCUCUUUGACCACAUUGUCUCCUGCAUUUCCGACUUCCUGGACUACAUGGGGAUCAAAGGCCCCCGGAUGCCUCUGGGUUUCACCUUCUCAUUUCCCUGCAAGCAGACGAGCCUGGAUUGUGGAAUCUUGAUCACGUGGACAAAGGGUUUCAAAGCCAGUGACUGUGUGGGUCACGAUGUAGCGACUUUACUGAGGGAUGCAGUAAAAAGGAGAGAGGAAUUUGACCUGGAUGUGGUUGCUGUGGUCAACGAUACCGUGGGCACCAUGAUGACCUGUGCUUAUGAAGAACCCACUUGUGAAAUUGGACUCAUCGUGGGGACUGGCAGCAACGCUUGCUAUAUGGAGGAGAUGAAGAAUGUGGAGAUGGUGGAGGGGAACCAGGGACAGAUGUGCAUCAAUAUGGAGUGGGGUGCCUUUGGUGACAACGGGUGUCUGGACGACAUCAGAACAGACUUUGACAAGGUGGUGGACGAAUAUUCUCUAAACGCUGGCAAACAAAGGUUUGAGAAGAUGAUCAGCGGCAUGUACCUGGGUGAGAUCGUCCGCAACAUCCUGAUUGACUUCACCAAGAAAGGCUUCCUCUUCCGGGGACAGAUCUCGGAGCCGCUCAAGACCCGAGGCAUCUUUGAGACCAAGUUUCUCUCUCAGAUUGAGAGUGACCGAUUAGCGCUGCUCCAGGUGCGGGCCAUCCUUCAGCAGCUGGGUCUGAACAGCACGUGCGACGACAGCAUCCUGGUCAAGACCGUGUGCGGGGUGGUGUCCAAGCGGGCGGCUCAGCUGUGUGGCGCCGGCAUGGCCGCCGUGGUGGAGAAGAUCAGGGAGAACAGAGGCCUCGACCACCUGAAUGUCACCGUGGGAGUGGAUGGGACGCUCUACAAACUUCACCCACACUUCUCUAGAAUCAUGCACCAAACUGUGAAGGAACUGUCACCAAAGUGUACCGUGUCCUUCCUCCUGUCCGAAGACGGCAGCGGCAAGGGGGCUGCUCUCAUCACAGCUGUGGGCGUGAGGCUCAGGGGAGAGUCUUCGAACCCCUAAGAGCCAGGAUCCUCCCAGUCCCCAGCCCGCCACCCUUCCAGCACUCCUCUCUAGAUCCGGCGCCCACACCCCCGUGUUCCACCCAGCAAGCCCCGCUGGGAGACCCCCCCACGCUGGCACCCACUCUGCCGCCGAGGGAGGAAGGGGGGACCGCAGUAACGGAGCAUCACCUAGAAUCCCACCCAGAGCGCGUGCUGUUGAAGAUCUGAUCUCUCGCCUGGACCCCGCACCCCCACCCACCCUGCCACUCUGCAUGAUUCAAGUGCGACCUGGCCAUGCAUUGCCCAUGCGUGAACGUAGCGGCACCCACGUCUACCGCAGUCGUCCAGCCAGGAAAAGAGCCCCCGCCCUCUUGGACUUGUCUUCUGGGCCCUUCCAAGCCCAUCUGUGGAGUCGCCUCCCUGCCCACCCCACUCUACCCCACCCCUGCGUGAAGUGUGUUAUCACCAGCAGACACUGCCGGACUCCUGCCCACAGGGGCGUGGCCUGAAGGGCGAGCAUGGACAUGGCGGCACUGCUGUUCCCUUCCCCUCCCAGCACCCGCCGCAGCCUGCCAUCCCAUCUGGAUGUAUUGAUGCCACUGAAUUGUGUGUCCGUCCGUGGAGCCAAUCCUAGCCCCAUUAUUGACAGUCUUGCAUUUUGUUUUGUCUCGUGGUGGUGGGGGCGGGGGUGGUAGAGGUGCGCUGAGGUGGGCAGUCCUGUGGGAGAACAUCUGGUCUCUCCAUCUGGUCAGAAGGAAGCAACCCACAAAACGCCAUCACUGGAAUCUCCCAUCGCUUUAGUGAGCCAUUGUUGUUCGUCUAGUAAACUUUGUACUGAUUCAAAAGUAA